Messenger RNA from Pygocentrus nattereri (red-bellied piranha), 3027 nucleotides. RefSeq names its product regulating synaptic membrane exocytosis 4 (gene rims4). The record is from RefSeq and is a predicted model, not a curated record. The transcript is spliced from 6 exons. The coding region runs from base 1 to 810 and encodes 269 amino acids. Lineage: Eukaryota; Metazoa; Chordata; Actinopteri; Characiformes; Serrasalmidae. Gene Ontology annotation, cellular component: cytoskeleton of presynaptic active zone; presynaptic membrane. Gene Ontology annotation, biological process: regulation of synaptic plasticity; regulation of membrane potential; calcium ion-regulated exocytosis of neurotransmitter. Gene Ontology annotation, molecular function: transmembrane transporter binding; small GTPase binding.
AUGGAGCGCUCUCAGAGCCGCAUCAGCCUGUCCGCCUCCUUCGAGGCGCUCGCCAUCUACUUCCCCUGCAUGAACUCCUUCGACGAGGACGAUGCAGAUGCGGAGGGACGCAGGUUGAAGGGCAUCCAGAGAAGCACAGAGACAGGUCUGGCCGUGGAGAUGCCCAGCCGCACUGUCCGGCAGGCCAGCCACGAGUCCAUAGAGGACAGCAUGAACAGCUACGGGUCAGAGGGCAAUCUGAACUACAGUGGGAUGUGUUUGGCUUCAGACGCUCAGUUCAGCGACUUUCUGGACGGGAUGGGUCCGGCGCAGUUUGUGGGCAGACAGACGCUGGCCACGACGUCAAUGGGUGAUGUGGAGAUUGGUCUGAUGGAAAGGAACGGACAGCUGGAGGUGGAGAUCAUUCAGGCGAGAGGACUCAUCAUGAAGCCUGGAUCCAAAGGGCCUCCAGCGGCUUACAUAAAAGUGUACCUCCUGGAGAACGGUAUGUGCGUAGCCAAGAAGAAGACGAAGUCCGUGCGGAAGUCGCUGGACCCGCUUUACAACCAGGUCCUCGUCUUCUCCGAGAGUCCUCAAGGAAAGGUCGUGCAGAUCAUCGUUUGGGGAAACUACGGCCGGAUGGAUCGCAAGUGCUUCAUGGGCGUGGCCCGCAUCCUGCUGGAGGAGCUGGAUCUGACCAGCAUGGUGAUUGGCUGGUACAAGCUGUUCCCCACCUCCUCCAUGGUGGACCCCACGAUGGCCCCCCUAAUUCGACACUCGUCCCAGCUCUCCCUGGAGAGCACGGUGGGGCCGUGCUGCGAACGCUCGUAAGACGGCCGGCCGAGCUUUUGUUUUUGUUUUUUUCUCUUCGAAAGGGCUCUCGAGGCCCCUUUACCUUACAGCGCUGGUUGUGCAUGCCGCAGCUGAGCCGUCUGGAGCCUUCAGGAGCUCUCUAGAAUCCUCUAGAACGUAGAACCUUCUGGAAAAUUCUGAGCCUGAGCACAGGUUCCCGAAGAAGGGUUCUUUUCUCUCUCUCUCUCUCUCUCUCUCUGUCUCUUUCUCUCUCUUUUUUUCAAAGAAGUAAAUAAAUAAAUAAAACGAUAAUAAUAUAAAGACACCAGAAGCAUGAGCUGAAGAUCGAAGGAGAACGAAGAGCUCUUUGUCCGUGUCUGUGUAACUGGGACUCGUGUUUUCCGAUUCUCGUCAGUGGUCUCCGUGUCUAUCUGAAGAAGUGUGUACAUCUUAUGAGUGGUCUCUAUCGUCAAAGACAGUCGGUGUUGUCUGUAUACGGAUUUCGGUCGUCGAGAGUGGCUGCAAUGUUGCGUCUUGCGGUGUGGAGAAUAUCUAGCCAUAGAUCGGUCUGUGCAAUAUCACGUAAGAGUGGCGGAAGCCAAGUAGGAGGGUCAGCUAAGACGAGGCGUAGGCCUUUUUCUCGUUAGAGUUCUCGUUAGCGCAGAGGACAAUAGAUUUAGAUGGAGUGCUCGGUAAUUGACGCUUGGCUCAAGUCGUUUUUUUUUUUCCUGUUAUUUUUUUUCCUCUUUCUUCCCUUUUUAACUGUGCCAAUUCUACCAGCAAGUGUCUUUACUUUGAGGCUUGUGCCAUCGUUCACUGAUCAGAGGCUAUUUCUGAGCUGAUCCAUCAGGAACACACAGGGAUUUAUUACUUUCACUCCUUGUUGUGACAAAUAAUAGCACAUAUUCCAGUUUUGGAGUAUGAUAUUGGGUUGUUGAGAUAUAUAUUUUUCACAAAGGACAUGACAAAUUAUAAUCUCUUUCUAGGUGUAAGAGCUAAUUAGUCUUAGAUUAAUAGAAAAAAAAAUAUAUAUAACAAUGUUCAUGGAAUGAAUGUCAGUAAAUAUAUUUGAUUUAGUCUCUACUACACGUGAUGGUCUAGUUACGCACUUUAUAUCUAAAAUGUCCUUUUUUUCAUAUAUGCUUGCUAGUUCAGAGUGAGCCAAAGGUUAUUAUUACUACUAUUAAUAUUGUUUGACUCAUAACUUUGAUGUUGCAGGAUGCCGAACUUUCAGUAGCAAUGUUAAGGUUAUAGCAUUAGAUAGUAGCAUAGGCAUGAGAGGCUUUCUUCGGCUUGCCAGAACCUAAAUAAGAUUUAGCAUGAGAGUUUUAAUCGGGAAAAUCGAAGAAAAAAAACGAGCAAAAUAUGUAGCAGAGAUGCAUAAUCAUGGAGAUACUGUUACAUUGCAGUGCAGAAGUACGUUCUGCCAGACUGAGGCGGAACGUAUGAGGAUGCGAGGGGUCUAUAUUUUUAUGUUUGUGUUGAAAGUGGGCUCUCACAUCUGUUUAUGGAGCAUUACAUAGCAUAAGAAUGAGGAUUCUAUAAAUUCGCUUCACAAAAGGGAAUUAAAAAAGUGAAGUAGCAUUCCUGGUCAGCAGUGGGGAACCCUCAUGGCCUUCGAGGCCUUCAAAAAAGGCCUAAUGAUUUUUCGGGAAGUAAAGAAAAAGAUACGUUUGUCCCGUCUGUCACUUUUCAUUCAUAUAAUCAUCGUGCUUGAUGUAUUUAUAGCUCUCCAUGUAUUGCAGCAACAUUUUGAGAUCUUGGAAAAGUGUCCAGUCAGGAGGGGUAACUAGGUAGAAGCAACCAAGCAAGCUCUCCCAUUGGUUAGGCCCUGAGAACCUAACUAGUAAUACUAGUGUAAUUAUUUUUGAUUUCAAUGGGACCAACUUUGUGAAAAAAAGCACCUCUCGCUUGGUCUUCUGGAAGUUCUAGAUACAUCACUGCAGUUUUACCAGGUUUGGUCAGUUGUUAGGAAUGGAAAACAGCGGCAGCAGCUCUAUUUACUGAAUAGAGUCGCUGUAAAACCGACACAUACGUGCUCAAACAUACAUUAAUGUCUGUUACAAGCUUCAAACAAAACACUGAAUGUCUUUUCCAGGCUUCGAAUGUCCGUAUUUUGUCUAAAACCGCAAAAAAUGUUAACAUAAUAUUAGAAACCCCAUAGGGGUGCUAGCAGACAUUAGCAUUAUCGUACAGGUGGGUCGUAUUUUGACCGAGUUUUGACGUUUAUGGCCCGAACUGAAGGCCUAGCUCUAG